Glycine soja is the source of this 1739-nucleotide messenger RNA. RefSeq names its product UDP-rhamnose/UDP-galactose transporter 6-like. Gene Ontology annotation, cellular component: Golgi apparatus. Gene Ontology annotation, molecular function: UDP-galactose transmembrane transporter activity; antiporter activity. The coding region runs from base 272 to 1420 and encodes 382 amino acids. The record is from RefSeq and is a predicted model, not a curated record. The transcript has 7 exons. NCBI's taxonomy places the organism in Eukaryota, Viridiplantae, Streptophyta, Magnoliopsida, Fabales, Fabaceae.
AGUAGUAUUUAUUUGGCGUUGGCGAUGACAUACCGUUAACUUUGCAGUUGUUGCGACUGACCUUUUCUUCGAUACCUGAGUCUGGACGUUACUAAAGCAACCCCAGCCAUCCAUCCAAUUUAAAAAGCCAACACGGAAAGCUCAGAACUACCACAUCGUCGCCUUCCUCUAAACGAUAAAUUUUUGGGAUUCUGAAACUAGUGAUAUGUUUUCUUGCAUGAAGGCUGCAUAGUGAGGAAUUCAGUUUGUGUAUUGGAAGCUCUAGUUCAACAUGUCUUCUGUAAGUAAGGGUGAUAAGAAGGCUUCCAUUGAUGCAGCAUCAUGGUUGUUCAAUGUGGUCACGUCUGUGGGAAUAAUUCUUGUCAAUAAGGCACUGAUGGCUACGUAUGGUUUUAGUUUUGCUACAACUUUAACUGGUCUGCAUUUUGCCACAACAACCUUGUUGACACUCAUUCUUAAAUCACUGGGAUAUAUCCAGACCUCUCAUCUUCCAGUAUCUGAUAUAAUCAAAUUUGUCUUAUUUGCAAAUUUCUCCAUUGUUGGGAUGAAUGUGAGUUUAAUGUGGAACUCUGUUGGUUUCUAUCAGAUUGCUAAGCUGAGCAUGAUUCCAGUAUCUUGCUUCCUGGAGGUUGUCUUGGACAAUGUACGAUAUUCAAGGGACACAAAGCUUAGUAUUGUUUUGGUUUUGCUCGGUGUUGCUGUCUGUACGGUCACUGAUGUCAGUGUCAAUGCAAAGGGUUUCAUAGCUGCCGUAAUAGCAGUCUGGAGCACAGCCCUGCAACAGUAUUACGUGCAUUUUCUUCAGAGGAAGUAUUCUAUUGGGUCAUUUAACUUGUUGGGUCACACUGCACCAGCACAGGCAGCAAGUUUGCUUCUAGUAGGCCCCUUUAUGGACUACUGGUUGACGGGCAAACGAGUUGAUGCCUACGGCUAUGGUUUGACAUCCACACUGUUUCUAGGAUCGAUGACUAUCCAAACAAAUCAACACGAGACUUUUCAGCAUACUUUGUCCUCACUCACAUGCUUUCCGAAAAACUUCCCAGAAGGCCAUCAAUCCCAUAAUUUCUCCAAGUCAAGCACGCUUAACUAUGAAGAGUUGUUCAUCAUUCUGUCUUGCACUAUCGCAGUAGGGACAAACCUCAGCCAGUUCAUCUGCAUUGGUAGGUUCACGGCUGUAACGUUCCAAGUCCUUGGUCACAUGAAGACUAUUCUGGUCCUGAUCUUAGGAUUCAUUUUCUUUGGAAAAGAGGGUCUCAAUCUACAUGUUGUUCUAGGCAUGAUCAUCGCAAUAGCAGGAAUGGUUUGGUAUGGCAAUGCUUCUUCUAAGCCAGGGGGGAAAGAGCGUCGUAGCUUUUCCCUCCCCAAAACACAAGAUUAUAGUUCACUACCUGUGUCCUCUGAACCAGAUACGAAGGAAUAGAAAAUAAUAGAGAUUCAUUAGAGAGAAAGUGCUGAAACUUCUGGUGAACUGCAUGGAAAAAUCAGAUGCCCAUUAGGCGAGCUGAUUCAUUUUCUUCACACCAGGAGUGAAUUCCCAAUUAUUUAUAGAUCAUAGUCAUAUCCUAUCUUGUGUGUUAAUGAAUUGUUUGGGAGAGAAAUGAGAGGAAACAGCGUUGUUAAGGGAUGGAAAAAUCUACGUUAUGUUCCAUUUUUUUAAGACAGAAAAUGUUACUGUUACUUUUAUAGUAAAAGUUUAAUUCCAUUUUUCCCAUCAGGGUUGGUUCCGAUGUUAACCAUGA